GUUUACAGCACGAGAACAUAAGCGUGCUGAACACGCUAAGAGAAUAUAACACCAGCUUCGGUGGCAGCGAGCGCGGAUGCCUGGCAAUCAAGGGCAUUUGAGCCCUGAUCCGUACUGUUUGUCUGGGAGGAAAUGGAGGGCUUCUCUGGCGCCACUUCACACAAUGCCAAAUGUGCUUCUCAGCAUAAGGCUUUGACUUGCCCGUUACGCUCUUCUUUGGAUAUGGGCUGUUCGCCAGCCGAGUAAGGGACGUCAGCGGUGCACGGCGGUGCCGUCCACACCUGUCCCCACGGACCGCCCUACACGCGCGACGUCCGCGCUCGCCCUUCCCUCCUGCGAUGCAGAAGCCCCACGAUUGUGAGUCUUCUGAAUCAGCUAGAUGCACUUUGGGAUAGUUUAGGUGCGGCGGACGCUUGCCGCCACGUGUGUGAGCGUUGGAAAGGGAAGGGUCCGCCGGGUCCGGCCGCGCGGGCGAAUGUUAAUUCAAGCUCGUAGCAUCGCUUGUGACAGCCUGUAGGCCCUACGCCAACGCGCGGGGAGUUUGGCUUAGUACUGCCGAAUCGAGUACUUCCAUUUCAGCCGGCACCCCGCCGGCCUGGACUCUUACUUGAAACGGACAUCAAAAUAAGAAAACAUUGCAAAUAACACCGCAGCAGCGACUUAACAAAGCUGUUGACCUCAAGCUGGCUUACAAAAAAGUUGUCCGCGCUGGACUCUCAAUUAUAAUGAUUUCAUGACCUCAAUUAUAAUCGCCUGGAUACGGACCGACAAUGAAAGAAGGUCGGGCGGGGCUGUGCUGGACCUGCUUCGGCCGGAGUCCUAGUCCGCGGGCGGAGGCUCCUCCAUCGCCGCCCGUGCGCGAGAAAAAAUCAGCCUCUGUCGAUGACAUCCCUAACUCAAAGGGUUUGGAGUCGGCGGGCAAAGAGGUCGCAGUCGCGCGCCUGGUGGAGCCGUCCCCAGCCUCGCAAAGCAUCGUGGACCUGUCAAAGCUGGGCGACGUCAUGCGCGAAUGCAGCGGCGUGCCCGGCAGCAGCUACCACCAGCUCUCACGGCUGUGCGGCAUACUGGCGGGGCACUUCGAUGUGGCGUAUGUCAGCGCCGCUGUGUUCUCGCCCAGCGGGCUGACCUGCCUGCCGCUGACGGCGCGCGGGCGCCUGAGCAGCGCCUGCCCGGUGGGGCUGCCGCAGGGGCUGGACGGCGGCGCGGCAGCUGCGCCCAGCUUCUUCCUAGUGGCAGGGCAGCAGCGCUUCCUGCACCGCCACGUGCCGGCCGACCCCACCGCCGCCGCCGCCGAGCCGCCGCUGCCGCCCGACUGGGCCCUGCUGCGCGCCACCACCGCCAGCGACGUCGGCAGCAGCAGCCGCGCGGCGGGCCCGGUCCACAGCGGCACGGGCGGCGGGCAGGUUCCGGCCACUGCGGGCUUGGCCUCGUUCAUAGGGCAGCACGGCCUGGCGCCCCAGGGCUUGGGCACACGCGGCUCCAGCCAGACGUCGUGUCAUGCGGGCGGCAGUGCGGGGGGCCUGGCGGCGUUUGUGGCGUGUGCCAUCAGCGUGGGGCCAGACACCGUGGCCGUGCUGACGGUGGCGGACGAGGAGCCCGACAAGUUCGCGGCGCCCAUCUGGCGCACGGCCCUGGAGCUGGUGUGCGCCUUCAUGGGCGGCUGCCUGUUCCGGGACCGGCAGCUGACGGGCUAUGCGGGCGUGGUGGAGGAGCUGUGCGGCGUGGACAGCCUGGACGAGCUGGUCCGCACGCUGUCGCGCUGCGUGGUGCGCCUGCAGAGCGAGAAGCUGCACCACGUGCGCCUCACCUGCCGCAUCGCCUGCGUCAGCGCCGACUCCUCCUGCGCCAUCAUAUUCGACGAGGCGCUGGCCCGGCCCUCCAUGCUGCCCUCCGGCAUGGACGACGGCGCCGCAGGCGGUAUGCUGGGGACGGGGCAGCCGGUGGGCGCCGCAGGCGCUGCAGGCGGAGCGGGCUCAGUGCACAGCGGCACGGGGCCGCGAAUGCCGGGCGCGCACAUGCGGGGCGGUGGAGGCGGGGGCGGGAGUAUGGGUGGCGGCUGGCCGGCGCAGUUCGGCAGCACGUCGUGGCAGCCGUUCGGGCAUGACGGCGCAAGCGGCGCCGGCGGAGUGGCGUCGGGGCCCGUGCCGGGGGCGCACACGCCGCGCGGCCGCAUGGCCCGUCUGUCGGUGCUGUCUCCCGCCGCCUUCGCCGACCCGCACAUGGCGGCGCUGGCGCUGCAGUACCAGGUGCAGAUGCACUCCACAGCCAAUCUGGUGCCCGACCCGGAGCCGGGGGAAAGCACGCGUGGAGGUGCAGGCGGAUAUGCAGGGGGUGGAGCAGGAGGAGGAGGAGGCGGAGGCGGAGGCGGUGGAUCAAGUAACGCGCUGGUCUCGGCGGCGGUGCAGGCGCUGCUGUUGAAGGGGGCGACGAGCGGUGGGCUGGGGCUGGGGCACGGCAUGGGCGGCGUGGGCAGCGGCGGCGGCAGUCCGAUAUUGAUGCAGGCAGUGCAGCCGCUCACGCCCAGGCGUGUCGGCGGCGCCGGCGCCGGCGGGUCCAGCUUCUCACAGCCGGGGGUGCUCGCGGCGGGAGCAGCAGCAGCAGGCGGCGGCGGAGUAGGAGGCGGCGGCGGCGGCGGCACCAGUCUGACGGGCGACGUGGGUCGGGACCGGGACGGCAGUGCGCCGUGGAGCCCGGCCUACGACCCCGAGGCGCCCGCCAACUUCAGCCAGGCGCAGAUGAUGCAGGUGGAGGGCAGCACCUACCUGACGGAGCACACGCUGCUGGGCGAGGCGCUGUCGCAACGGGCGGGCGUGUGGAUCGGCGACUGCGUGGCGUUCAUGCAGAACCCCGCCAACCCCAACGCCGACGUGUUCCUGGCCGCCACCACCGGCCACACCACCGCCAUGCUGCUGGCCGUCAUGUGGGAGCGCAGCGCAUCCGCAGCAGCAGCAACAGCAGCAACGGCAGCAGCAGCAGCAGCAGCAGCAGCAGCGGCGGCUGGUGGUGGUGGCGGGGUUGCAGGGGGUGCUGGCGGAGGCACUGGAGGUGGCAGGGACGCGGGUAGCGGCGGCGGCCGGCCGGCAGGCUCCGGCCACGGUUACGCUUACGGUUACGGACACGGCUUCGCGCGGCGGCUGUCAGGCCGUGUGCCGGGUCAGCAGGGGCAAAGCGGCAGUCCUCUGUACGGCGUCGGCAGCGGCGGCGGGCUUGUGUACGGGCUGACGAGCGCAGCCAACGGCGGCGGCGGCGGCGCCACACCGCCAGGCACAAAGCGCUCCUCCCGGAGAACGAGCCUGCUCAACCCAGCGGCAGCAGGCGCGGCGCCGGUGUCACCGGUGGCUGUAGCAUCAGUCACCGGCGGCGGCGGUGUGGACGGUGGCGGCGGCGGCAGCUUCAGUCUGGUGAAGCGGGCGCUGUCUGGCGGCGCCGGCGGCGCGGUGCUACUGCCGGGCAAUGGGUCGCCCGCCACGCCUUUCAGCCAUGCCGCCACGGCGGCGGCGGCGGCCGCAGCAUCAGCGGCGGCUACUGCCGGCGCCGUCGGUGGCGUGCCGUCGGCGGCGGCGGCGGCGGCGGCAGGGCUGUCGGCCCGUAAGCUGCUGCUGUCAGCGGAUGGCCAGGGCCCCGCUGCCACCGGCAACACGAGCGGCAACGGUGGCAAUAUGGCUGGCAUGUUGAACAGCACCGUUGAUUUGACCAGCGCCUGUGGCGGCGCCCGUACAUCGUCUCAGCCCAGCACACGUGCAUCUAACGCCAUUGGCGGCGCCGGCGGCGGCGGCGGCGGCACCGGUGCCGCGGGCGGCGGCGGCGGCGGCGGCAGGGCUGGCGGCGGCGGCGGCGGUGUCCUGCGGGCAGGUCAGCCGCUGCUGGCGUUCUACUUGCUGACCUCGGGGCCGACGUCGCCGGCGGUGCUGCAGGACCUGCUGGUGGGUCUGCGCGAGCUGCUGCGCGCGCUGGAGCCGCAGGUGUCCGCCAAGCUGUGCUGCGAGCUGGCGGAGGAGUGGGGCAGCCUGCAGCGCGACGUGCUGGACCGCGGCAAGGUCAGCCGCCAGCCCAAGGACCGGACCAUCGUGCUGCGCAGCACGGCGCAGCAGCUGGGCGCCAUGCUCAACAGCCACGGCAGUGUGGACGACUACAUGGCCGCAGUGACGGGACCGGCCGGAGCCCCCGCAGCGGUGGCGGGUCCAGGCGCCACGGGGGCCGGCGGCGCAGCCGGCCCGGACGCGACCCUGCCCUUCGUGCGGCCCUCCUCCCCGCGAAUGCCGCCGCCCUCCGCCGCCCCCACGCCAGGCGGCAGCACCAGCACCACCACUGGCCAGCUGCAGCUGGACGGCCCGCUGGGCUCGGGAGGGCACGGCCUCCUCCACCACCACGGCCACGGCCCCCUGCCCGUGCCCGUACCCGGCCAGGCCUCCCCCUCCGUGCCCUUCUCCCGCCUUUCCAUGUUCCACGGCGGCGCCGCCGCCGACGGCCAGCUAGACAGCACCGGCCGACCUAGGCUCGCCGCGAUGCGUUCGAACAGCGAAAAGGCGAUGCUGGUUGGCAGCCCCGGCGGCGCCGCCGCCGGCGGGCCGCUGCCGGUCCCUGGCGGCGGCGCGAACUCGCCGGCGGCGGCGGCGGCGGCGGCACCGGUUGGGUCGCCGCGCUUACGUGGCGGCGGCGCCGGCGCGUUUUUGAUGAGUCGGUCGUUCACUGGCAAACGCAUGAGCGCGCUCAUCAGCGGCGUGCAGGACCGUGUGCAGCAGGCGCAGCGCAUGUCCGUCUCCUACAACUCCAUGUUCAGCCGCCCCGACGACCUGCGCAGCAUCACCAUGAUGGACAGGAUUGGCAGCGGCGGCUUCGGCACGGUGUACCUGGGCUUGUACCAGGGCACUGAGGUGGCGGUGAAGGUGAUCCUGGAGCGGGAGCUGGAGGGCACCGAGGUCUUACGUAAUGCCGUGGAGCUGGCAGUGCUCAGCACCGUCAGUCAUCCGAACAUUGUGCAGGUGCUGACGUUCUUCACGGACGUGACGGUGCAGAUCCCGCCGCUCAAGGCGCGACUGGCGGGCACAGCGCCGCCCAUACACCUGCUGCCGCACGAGCCGUCGCAGGCCCAGCAGUUGGACGUGUUGUCGCCGGUGGCCUCUGAGGCCGCCCUGGACUCGGAGGCGGGGCCGCCCGGCCUGCCGCUAGGACCCGCACCACCCGACGCCGCGGGAGGCGGCGGCGGAGGAGGAGGAGAUAAGGCAGGAGGCGGGGGAGGAGGAGGAGGAGAGGGUCUCGGCGAGCCGGCGCCUCCGGGCUUAGGGCCCAUCGCGGCGGCAGCGGGCGCCGCGGUCCCUGGGUCCACCCUGCACGCCAUCGCCGCAGCCGCAGGCGGCGGCGCCACGGGCGCGGCCGUCGCCGCCGCGGCCGCCGCCGCCGCCGCGGCUGCUGCUGCUGCUGCUGCCAACGGCUCUAAUGCCGGCGGCGGCGGUGGUGGUGAUGGUGGUGGUGGGGGUGGGGGUGGCCAGGUCCCCAGGAAGGCGCUGGUGAUUCUGAUGGAGUUUUGUGAUGCGGGCUGCUUGGCGGACGCAAUUCGCAACGGCGUGUUCAAGGAGAAAAUUAAGGGCGGCUACGGCGCGCUGCAGCCCGCCUGGUCAUCCAUCUACCUCACCCUGCUGGAGGUGGCGCUGGCGCUGCGCUACCUGCACAGCCUCAACCUGGUGCACCGCGACCUCAAGCCGCAGAACGUGCUGCUCAAGAGCUCGCCCUCCGACGUGCGCGGCUUCACUGCCAAGCUGUCUGACUUCGGACUGGUGAAGCUGCUGACGGAGGCCGACAUGGUGGCGAGCUCGGUGACGGCGACGGCGCGGCGGCGGCGGCGCUACAGCGGCACCAUCACGCACGUGGCGCCGGAGGCCAUGACGCCAGGGCCGGGCGGUGUGCCGGCGGUGGAUGUGGCGGUAGACAUGUACGCGUUCGGCAUCGUCAUGUGGGAGAUCCUGACGGGCCAGCCGGUGUACAUGGGUCUGGACAGCGACCAGAUCAUUGAGCGCGUGCAGGCGGAGGGGCUGCGGCCGUCCUUCCCGCCGGAUACGCCGCCCGAGUACUCCAGCCUCGCUCACCGCUGCCUGGACGGCGACCCCCGCCGCCGCCCCGGCGCCGAGGAGCUGGUGCAGGCGCUGUCGGGGCUGUCCGCCUCCUCGCGGCCCAGCCUGCUGCUGGCGCAGCGCCGCCGCCUGUCCACCCUGUCCAACAAGGAGCUCCUGCGUAACGUGGCCAACGCCAACCUAGCCGCCGCCAACGCCGCCGCCGCCGCCAACGCCGCCGCCUCGCUCAUGGGCGGCGGGCUGGCGGGCGCCGCCAUGGCGGUCAACGGCGGCGGCGCCAUGGUGCUACCGCCGCAGCGGGGGCACAGCCGCCAGCGCCGGGCGCACAACGAGGACGACUUCCCGCUGCACAUCCUGUGAUCGAUGCGCGCAUGAUGUUGUUGAUGGUCAUGAGGAUGGUGGGGAUGAGGAUGAGGAUGACGCGAGAAUGCCUAGGAUGAGGAUGAGGAUGAUGGGAAUGAGGAUGAGGAUGGUGGGGAUAAGGACUGUUGGGAUACGCACGAUUGUCUCGCCUGCUUGAUUGAUGCUCGGUUGAUGUGAGGUCAUGUGCGUGACACGGAUCGGGAUGCAGGUUGUCUGUGUGUGGAAACACGGCCACACGAGGGUGCGUGGUGUGGCGUUGGGCUUCACGGCUAUGACGAUUCCUUUUGUUUUCGCUUCCAUGCAGUUGUGUUUCUCUACGUUCAUGCUUUCUCAUGCGAUGGGUCGUGUGUGUUUAGGCCAUCUGGCAUAUCACUGUUGAGCAAAGUGUAUCAUUGGCAUGCAUGCAUUUUCAAGCACAACCACAGGUACGCUGGGGCCACGCGGUAUCAGGUCGGCUGCGCGGUGCUGUGCCGGCAUGUCGUUUGCGCGGUGGCUGCUGUCCUGGAAAACAAAUGGCGUCAUUAUGCAAAGGGCACGCACGAGGUGGGUACGUAUGGGCUAAGGAUUGUUGAUUGCGAAGGAGAGCGCGAUGGCGGCAACGAAUGGGUGGUGGGGCAUUGCAGCCACAGCGCCCCACAUGAGCAUACUGUCGACGCACGACGUGCCGCGACAAGUAUGGGGAGGUAACGACAGGUCGGUAGCUGUCUUUGGCAAGGAAAAUAACUGCUGCUAUGCCUGGGUCUUCAUAAGAUGCUAGGGCUCCAAGUGACAUUGAUGGUAAUGCUGCUGAUUUUGAUGUUGCCUGCAAAGUGCGGGGUAAUGGGCACGGUCGUCACGUGUAGGCUGGAGUGCUGGGACAGAUAUAUGUGCAUGUGGGUGGGCGUGCAAGUCGCGAGUAGUGGAAAGCGCGGUGGGCGGCGGUGAUUCAAGAAUGAAUGACGCGAGGCGGUUGACUGGCUGCGCGACCGCCAGAGCUACGUAAAAGGUGUGGGGGAAGCCAUUUGCGUGUGCGUGUCUCACGCGCGCAGUCUGGAGCGGACCAAAACUUUGGCCUGUCCUUCAGACGUUUAGGAUGUUCAACAGACGGUGACGAAUGGUGUGAACCCGCGUAAAGAGGCUUCGGGGGCGUGCGUGGCCGAAGGUGCUGGACGUCGCGUACGGCAGGUAGGCGGAAAGUAAGGCUGGCUGACUGGUCGUGCUGGGAGCUGGGAGCUGCGUCUUUGGAAGGGCCCGAGACCUUGUGCUAUAAGAUGUAUUAGGGCAGCGCUGACAUGGCAUUCAGCAUCUAGCAGGUUGCUUCUUCAUGACAUGACAUGAAGAAUCAUCAGAAGCUCCGGCCCGGCGGCCGCGUUUGAUGGUCCGAGAGCACGAGACCGCCUGUCGCCCGUGUUCAGGGUGGUCGGGUAUUCUUAGGAACAUAUACUUGCAAUACGUUGCUGGUUCAUGUCAUGAGCUGAUGGACAUGAUUGAGUGUGGAACGCUGUCCUCUCGCCGGGUGGGGUGACGAGCGACUCUGGGCAUCUCCACGGACUGGAAUGCGGCGUAUGUCGAAGUCACGUGGAGGGCCCCCGAAUGACACGAUGGGCUCAGCCUGUCAAGAGGAAUGAAUGGGCACCACUUCAACAAUAAGUAGUC
Molecule: messenger RNA, 8066 nt
Organism: Chlamydomonas reinhardtii
Lineage: Eukaryota; Viridiplantae; Chlorophyta; Chlorophyceae; Chlamydomonadales; Chlamydomonadaceae
Exons: 25
Coding region: 771-6428 (1885 amino acids)
Biological process (GO): protein phosphorylation
Molecular function (GO): protein kinase activity; ATP binding
Source: RefSeq, a predicted model, not a curated record